UCACGGGGAUGCAAGGUGGACACACUGUAAGCGCGCAGUGGUACUCGAGUUCUCUGCCACCGAUCAUUGAACAACGUGCGACUUUUCGUCCAAAUUUACACAACAGAAAAUUAAAAUGCAGCUAGAAAAGUUGCCACAGGUCAGCAAAACCUCUUUCUCUGUAGCAGACAUCCUGGAUCCGUCUAAAUUCACUGGGAGUCCAAGCAGUACCCAUCCGAGCCAUGGUUCAACUGCUGAGAGUGACGCUGCAAGAGGGACCACAGGUGGGGCAGCCAUUCCAGAAAGCCAUUCCAAGAGAUUAGAAUUCCAAAGUGGUCCAGCAGCCAGUAACUGCUCCACCACAGUGGACUCAGCUGUGUUGGCGGAAAGUAAAGCGAGCGAGGCUCACCCUGCAUUUGCGUGCCGUAGCCUGGAGAGUUCAAAGGGCAAGUCACGGCGGGUUCGGACAGCGUUCACCUUGGAUCAACUACACAUCCUAGAACAUAGUUUCCACAGCAGCCACUACCUGUCUGUAUUCGAGCGCUAUGCCAUCGCCUUGAUGCUCCGUCUCACAGAGACCCAGGUGAAGAUCUGGUUCCAGAACCGACGCACCAAGUGGAAGACAGAGUGUGAGGGGAAAGGGGUGCCUGAAGAGCAGCUCCAGUGUGGGGUCAGAUACCCCUCACCUCCUCCUGUCUAUCCUACAACCAUACCACUAUACAACAAAAUGCAUUUUCACCAGGGACCACAGAUUCAACUGUUCACACCACCAACCUUCCUCACUCCACAAUACCACCAUCAUCCAUAUUAGAUGAGAAAAUUUUUAGCUUACCAUUUGCAAGACAUAUGGUUGCGGUUUCAAUCAGAUUGAGCUCACAGUUUAGACACUAUAACCUGCUAUGUCAUAAAGGUAUUUGUGCAAUGUAAUAGGCCACUGUAAAUUUAUAUAGGUAUUUAUAAUGAGUUACUAUUUAUGUGCUGUUUAAAAGCCAGUGGAAAACUAUGCCAAUCUAUCCCAUAUGCCAAAGGAUUAUUGCUGUGAAAUGUUGAAUGAUAGGCUUAUUUUCUUGGAUAUAAUGUCCAUACACGAAGAUUAAAUAUUUUUGUACUG
Messenger RNA from Coregonus clupeaformis (lake whitefish), 1090 nucleotides. Its product is annotated as homeobox protein pnx-like. Gene Ontology annotation, biological process: regulation of transcription by RNA polymerase II; cell differentiation. The record is from RefSeq and is a predicted model, not a curated record. The transcript is spliced from 2 exons. Gene Ontology annotation, cellular component: nucleus. Gene Ontology annotation, molecular function: RNA polymerase II cis-regulatory region sequence-specific DNA binding; DNA-binding transcription factor activity, RNA polymerase II-specific. The coding region runs from base 116 to 790 and encodes 224 amino acids. Lineage: Eukaryota; Metazoa; Chordata; Actinopteri; Salmoniformes; Salmonidae.